AUGGCUAAAGCUCGAAGACCUUUAAUAAUAUUUUGCGCAGUGACAAUUUGCAUUCUAAUAAUUAUCAUAGACACUGCGAUCAUACUCUACCUUACUAUUUUCAAGCCUAAACAACCCAAAAUCACCACUCAAAGCGUCACGUUAGACUCCUUGUCAACUAACUUGUUUGAUAUUGUGGAUACAAAUGUCAGUUUAGGGAUAACAGUCACCAUUGACAACCCCAAUUAUGGAGGGUUUAAGUAUGGGGACAGCAUGUCUUAUGUGACUUACCGUGGAGAUGUGGUGGCUGAGGCACCCGUUACAAAAGACACAAUCCCUGCUCGAGGGCAACAUAAUGUUAGCACGGUGGUUUUGGUGGUUGGGAAGAGCUUGGUUACGAAUCCAAACUUUGGGUUAGAUUUGUUAAAUAAUACUCUGAUUUUUACGUCAAAUACAACAGUAACAGGGAAAGCAAUUGUUUUAAAGAUGUUCAAAAAGAAGGCUACUACUUAUAGUAUCUGUGAUAUUACUCUUCAUAUUAUCGGACAAAACACAACUUGUAUAAAUGAGUAUGAGUUAACUGGUUUUCGUAUAAAGGUAUUUAGUGUCAACUGUCCUCUUUAUGUAAUUGUGAUAUACUUGAGUGUGGAGUACAUGUUUGUUAGAACUAGCCCGGUAUUCGUUAAUAUGGCAGGGUUCAAGGGGGUUGCACCUCCAUCGGGGUCAAGGGGCAGGGCCCCCUAG
Molecule: messenger RNA, 723 nt
Organism: Erigeron canadensis
Lineage: Eukaryota; Viridiplantae; Streptophyta; Magnoliopsida; Asterales; Asteraceae
Exons: 2
Coding region: 1-723 (240 amino acids)
Source: RefSeq, a predicted model, not a curated record